AUGCAUAAACAUUCAAAUGAGAAAAGAAGAAAAAUAAGCAACAAUAAUGAGAAUGAAGAAAAGGAAAACUAUUCGUUAAACGUUACAAAAAAGAAUGAUAUAAUAUCAAAUAAUGAAAAGAUAGAAAAAGCGCCAAAUGAAAAAGAAUACAUAAAAAAAACGAACAAUAAAAAAGGAAAUAAUUCUCCUUCUAAACUUGAAAUUGAUAUGCAGGUUAAAAAAAAUGACACUAAGGAAAAUAAAUUAAAAAAAAAGAAGCAUAGUAGCAUUAAUGCAAAUAAUAAAAAAAAAAAAAAAAAAAAUGAUAAUGAUGAUAAUAUAAACAACAAAAGCAAUAUAAAAUAUGAAAAUAAAUCAAAUAACAAAGAUAUUAAAAGAAAUGAGUUUGAAGUAAGUUGCAACAAAAAUAUAACAAAAGCUAAUGAAUUUAUUGAAGGGGAAUAUAGAACUAAUAGUGAAGAAAAAAAGCCUAAACAUUAUUUAAUUGAGAGUUCACAAGAUAAGAGCUUAUUAUUAAACAAUAUAUCAUUAUUAGAAGAAAAUAAAUUGUAUGUUAAAAAUAUAACUGAAAAUAUAAAGAAAGAAGAUUUAAUGAAUUUUUUUUCAAAAAUUCCUGGUUAUGUAGAUACAAGAAUAAUUUAUGAUUCUAAAGGUAAAUUAAGAAAGUUUGCAUACAUUGAAUUUGAUAACAAUGAAAAUGCAACAAAAUUCUUAAAUACAUUAGAACACAGUAAUGUUGAAAGUUUUAAAAAAUUUAAUAUAAAAGAUGUUGAUCUUUUUACGUGUAUUUCAAAACCGCAGAAAUCAUUAUAUGAAGAAAAUAAAGUUUUUAUUAAGUUCACUAGAUGUGAUAAUGAAAAUGAUUUAGAUAUAAUAGAAGAAAUAUCCAAAUUUUUUUCUAUUCAUCUAAUAUCCAUUAGAGAUAUUAGACUUCUUGGUGACAGCACAAAUAAACAUGGUUAUAUUGAAUUAGAAAAUAAUGAUGAUGUAGUUAAAUGUGUAGAAAAUAUUAAAAUGUAUGAAUCCAAAGAUUUGGAAUUCAAUUUAAACUAUUCUAUACCUAUAAUUAAGAAAAAAAAUUUAUUAGAUUUAGACAAAAUAAAAUUAAAUAAAGAAAAAACGAGAAAAAUAAAAGAAGAGAAAAAAAGAGAAGAAAAUAGUUGUACAAUUUUAGUGAAAAAUUUGCACUUUAAUACAAGAAAACAUAAAUUACAAAGCUUUUUUGAGCAAAUUGGAGAAAUAAAAAAUAUAUAUCUAAGUAAAAAAAUUUCUGAAAACAAUAUAAAAAGAAAUAAGGGAUUUGCUUAUAUUACUUUUAAAAAUCCCAAUGAUGCAACAUCCUCUUUAAUAUUAAAUGAUUCAAUAUUAGAUGGUAGAAAUAUUUUAAUAUCGAAAUUCUUAACUAAUAAAAAUAAAAAUUAUUCAGAAGAUAAGAGAUUAUCAGACUUUGAUAAAAAUUCAUUCAAUGAUAGAAAAAAAAAAAAAAAUAACUAUAGAAACGAAAAUUAUUUUUAUGAGAAAAAAAGAAUAAAUUUAAGUAAAAACACCGAACAUAUAGUAGAAGAAAUGAUUGAAAAAAGAUGUGAUCAUACAACUGGUUCUAUGACAAAUGAAGAUUUCAGAAAGCUUUUUUUAAAAUAA
Plasmodium relictum is the source of this 1641-nucleotide messenger RNA. It is a transcript of the gene PRP24, whose product is annotated as U4/U6 snRNA-associated-splicing factor, putative. The transcript has 2 exons. NCBI's taxonomy places the organism in Eukaryota, Apicomplexa, Aconoidasida, Haemosporida, Plasmodiidae. Bases 1 to 1641 code for a protein of 546 amino acids. The record is from RefSeq and is a predicted model, not a curated record. Gene Ontology annotation, molecular function: RNA binding.